Orycteropus afer afer is the source of this 519-nucleotide messenger RNA. It is a transcript of the gene TCEAL1, whose product is annotated as transcription elongation factor A like 1. The record is from RefSeq and is a predicted model, not a curated record. NCBI's taxonomy places the organism in Eukaryota, Metazoa, Chordata, Mammalia, Tubulidentata, Orycteropodidae. The transcript has a single exon. Bases 1 to 519 code for a protein of 172 amino acids.
AUGGAAAAACCAUCCAAAGAAAAUGUAGAAGAGCCAGAGAGCGCGCCAAAGACCACUGAGGAACGUCCUUCCGUGGAGCCCUCUCCCGAGGAGGAGGAGGAGGAGGAGGAGCAGUCGUCGUCGGAGCAGUCGUCUGAGGAGCAGUCUUCGUCGGAGGAGCAGUCGUCGUCGGAAGAAGACGUCUUUCCUGAGGAACUCCUUCCUGAGCUUCUUCCUGAGAUGCUGCAUUCGGAGGAGCGCCCUCCUCGGGAGCGCCUUUCUAGGAAGUACCUUUUUGAGGAGCGGCCUCCAAUGGAGCAGCCUCCUUGUGGAGUAGGAAAACAUAAGCUAGAAGAAGGAAGUUUUAAGGAAAGGCUGGCCCGUUCUCGCCCGCAAUUUAGAGGGGAGAUACAUGGCAAAAAUUUAAGCAAUGAGGAGAUGAUAAAGGUAGCAGAGGAGAUGGAAGAGAUGAAAAGAGUAAGAAAUAAACUGCUGAUAAUGCACUGGAAGGCAAAACGGAACCGCCCUUAUCCUAUUUAA